Mucor mucedo is the source of this 1157-nucleotide messenger RNA. Its product is annotated as NADP-dependent oxidoreductase domain-containing protein. The coding region runs from base 16 to 921 and encodes 301 amino acids. NCBI's taxonomy places the organism in Eukaryota, Fungi, Mucoromycota, Mucoromycetes, Mucorales, Mucoraceae. The transcript is spliced from 8 exons. Gene Ontology annotation, molecular function: aldose reductase (NADPH) activity. The record is from RefSeq and is a predicted model, not a curated record. Gene Ontology annotation, cellular component: cytosol.
UUUUCCCUUUUUCCAAUGUCUGGCCAAGUCUUUAAAUUGAAUGAUGGAAGAGAAAUUCCUGCAAUAGGUCUUGGAAGUUGGAAAUCCAAGCCUUCAGAAGUAUACGAUGCCGUCAUAACCGCUAUCAAAGCUGGCUACAGACACAUUGAUACGGCUUUUGUUUACGGUAAUGAAAAGGAGGUCGGUCAAGCUAUUAAAGAUAGUGGUAUACCGCGUAAUGAACUUUUUAUUACAACUAAAUUAUGGAAUACGUGCCAUAGACCCGAACUUGUCAAGCCAGCUUUGGAGGUUUCACUUGCCAAUCUCCAGUUAGACUAUCUCGAUCUCUAUCUCAUGCAUUGGCCUGUUUCUUUCCAACCAUCUGACGUUAAGCAGCCAAGAGACGCUGAUGGUCGUAUAUUAUUGGACGAUACCGAUUUUACCGUAACAUACGCUGCGAUGGAAGAAUUAGUCGGUGAAAAAGUUCGCACUAUCGGUGUCAGUAAUUUCAGUAUCGAAAAUUUUGAAAAACUUUCCAAAACUCAAAAGAUCCCCCCAGCUGUCAAUCAAAUCGAAAUCCAUCCAUUUUUACCCCAAUUCGAGUUAGUCAAAUAUUGUCAAGACCAUAAUAUUUUGGUAACUGCUUAUUCUCCCCUCGGUAGUAGCGAUUCCCCUUUGAUGAAGGAUGCCACAAUUAUUGAGAUCGCCAAAAAAAACAAUGCGACACCUGCACAGAUUUUGAUAUCGUGGGGAAUCAAACGAGGAUAUUCUGUAGUUCCUAAAUCAGUCACACCAUCCCGUAUCAUCUCCAACUUCCAUAAUGUAAAGCUUGAUGACGAUGAUUUUAGUGCGGUUAACAAAUUGAUAGAAGGAAAAGAACAACACAGACUGGGUGAUCCGUAUUAUUCAUGGGAUGUCGAUGUUUUUGGAUUACAUCAAUAAAUAACUUUUUGUCCCAACAAAAUUAUAAGGCUGGCAAUUUUAAAUUUAGGUUAUGUCUUUUGAGAUCAGAAUAUAGUUUUGUAAAGAAGGUACAAUGCGUAAAAUGUGGCCCAAUUUAUCAAUUUUACGAUCGAAUUAAGUAAGGGCUCUUUGAUUACAAGCCUUAAUAAUCCUUGAUAUUUAAAGUUUAUUAUAAAUACCAGGUAGCUUACUAAAGAUGUACUGUCGAUACAGAC